CGAAUAAAGAUAUGGGAAUUUUCACAAUGCUCUGUACACCACUCUACCUUCCGUUUUUCUUCCUCUGUCUUAAAGCCGCCUUCUCAUCCUCUAUACAUGCUUCUUCCCUCUCAGCAGCACAUCUCUGCUCUCAUGAGGAGGCUCUUGCUUUGCUGCAAUUCAAGACCUCCUUUUCCAUCAAUUUCAUUGCUUCUAAUCCUGAUUUAUGUGAACAUUAUUAUACCAAACCUUAUUCUAAGACUGAAUCAUGGAAGGAAGGUAUAGACUGUUGUUCCUGGGAUGGGGUUAGCUGUGAUAAUGUCAUAGGUCAUGUAAUCGCCCUUGAUCUCAGCUGCAGUCUCCUUUUUGGUACCUUUCCUUCCAACAGCACUCUUUUUCUCCUCAAAAACCUGCAGAGCCUCAAUCUUGCCUUCAAUGAUUUUAGGCUGUCCAAGAUUCCACCAGAAAUUAGUCAGUUUACGAGACUGAAGCAUCUUGAUGUUUCUUCUUCUCGAUUUUUGGGCCAAGUUCCAGCAGAAAUUGCUCACCUCCCCAAUGAGGUGAGAGAACUUGAUCUUCGUGGAGUGAACAUGACAUCUGUUAAUCCUCGUUUCUUCAUGAAUCUCUCUUCUUCUUUGACUACUCUUGAUCUUUUCAAUAGUGGGUUAAGAGGAAAUUUUCCAAACAGUAUUUUCCACUUUCCAAAUCUCAAGAACUUUUAUUUAAGUGGAGAGCAAAACCUCACUAUUGAUCUUCCAAGUUCCAAUUGGAGCAGUCCUCUCCAACGGUUGUAUUUAGGUGAUAUGGAUUGCGGAAGGCGAUUGCCAGAGUCUAUAGGAGAUCUAAAGUCAUUACAGUAUCUUUGUCUUAGCUGCAACUUGGAAGUUUCCAUACCAGCUUCCAUAGGUAAGUUAAGGCAACUUACUAGUCUAUACCUCUGUCGUAACAAUCUCAGCGGAGAAAUCCCAUCAUCACUUGCAAACCUCACCCAACUUAGUGAUCUUGACCUUUCAAAUAAUCAGUUUUCUGGUCCCAUUCCAGCUUCCAUAGGUAACUUAAGGCAACUUACUAGACUAGCCCUCUAUUCUAACAAUCUUAGCAGAGAAAUCCCAUCAUCACUUGCAAACCUCACCCAACUUAGUGAUCUUGACCUUUCACAUAAUCAGUUUUCUGGUCUCAUUCCAGCUUCCAUAGGUAACUUAAGGCAGCUUACUAGACUAGCCCUCUAUUCUAACAAUCUUAGCGGAGAAAUCCCAUCAUCACUUGCAAACCUCUCCCAACUUACCUUUCUUCACCUUUCAAAUAAUCAGUUUUCUGGUCCCAUUCCAGCUUCCAUAGGUUUUCCAAACUAAUGUAUCUAGACUUAUCUUAUAACUUACUUAAUGGUACGUUGCCACGUUGGAUUUUCACCCUGCCUUUGUUAGAGUACUUUUAUCUCAAUCAUAACCAAUUUCAAGAUCAAAUAAGUCAAUUCCAGCAAAACUCACUCACACACAUAGAUUUGUCAAACAAUAAACUCCAGGGUUCAAU
Messenger RNA from Rubroshorea leprosula, 1509 nucleotides. NCBI's taxonomy places the organism in Eukaryota, Viridiplantae, Streptophyta, Magnoliopsida, Malvales, Dipterocarpaceae. The record is from the annotation of a GenBank genome assembly.